Sphaeramia orbicularis (orbiculate cardinalfish) is the source of this 3231-nucleotide messenger RNA. RefSeq names its product armadillo repeat containing 1 (gene armc1). The coding region runs from base 320 to 1150 and encodes 276 amino acids. The transcript has 7 exons. The record is from RefSeq and is a predicted model, not a curated record. Lineage: Eukaryota; Metazoa; Chordata; Actinopteri; Kurtiformes; Apogonidae. Gene Ontology annotation, molecular function: metal ion binding; protein binding.
CCAAACACUGUGCACAGCUGCUAGCUCAAGAAGCAUAGUAAAGAAAGAGGCCCGGGCCUGUCGUGCCGGAGAGUAUUUUGUAAAGGUGGAGUUGGUAUUUAGGCAUUUUCCGUCACUUUGUUUGUCCAUCUUUCGCAACUGAUUUCCCCUGAGGUUGUCCUCAUGGUUUGAUUGAAAACUGACCAAAAGGUAUGCUGUGAUUGUCAAGUAACCGGAGCUAGCUUAGCUUAGCUGCCGAGUCGCCGCUGUAGCACAGGGCGUGAUUCGAGUAAAGUGAGGUGAUUGUUUUGAUGAGUGUGGUGUCAAGACCAGAGGCACCAUGAGUGCAGAGGUGGAUGCACUAACUGUGGUGAAUCAGCUGCGAGACCUUGCUGCAGAUCCCCUCAACCGAAGAGCCAUAGUUGAAGAUCAUGGCUGUUUGCCAGGUCUCAUCCUGUUUCUAGAUCAUCCAAACCCACAGGUUGUCUACUCUGCACUACUGGCCGUGCGCUACCUGGCAGAAUGUCGAGCCAACAGAGAGAAGAUGAAGGGCGAACUGGGCAUGAUGCUGAGUUUGCAGAAUGUCAUGCAGAAGAGUACAUCCCCAGGAGAGACCAAACUUCUUGCCUCUGAGAUCUAUGAGAUUCUGCAGUCAGCUGGAAAAGAAGAGGCCGAACAAGCCGAGGCAGAUGCAGCCUCCUGUCGGCGUAAAGCUCAGUUCUUCCUGGGCUCCAAUAACAAGAGGGCCAAAACCGUGGUGCUGCACAUCGAUGGACUUGAUGACUCUACUCGCAGGAGCCUUUGUGAGGAGGCCUUGCUGAAGAUCCGAGGGGUCAUCAGCUUCACCUUCCAGAUGGCUGUCAAGAGAUGUGUUGUCAGGAUUCGCUCUGACCUUAAAGCUGAGGCUUUGGGCACAGCAAUCAAAUCCACCAAAGUAAUGAUAGCUCAGCAGGUGGUGAAGACAGAGGAUGGAGAUGAGCUCAUGGUUCCAUUCCAGGAGGACUCGGCGGUGCUGGUGGAGGAGAACACAGACAUCCCAGACUACCUGCCUGAAGAGGAGAGUCCGUCCCAGGAGCAGGACAAGGCUGUGACCCGUGUAGGUUCUAUCACAGACGGCAUGGGCUGGCUCAGCACAGCUGCCAACUUCCUGUCUCGUUCCUUUUACUGGUGACCACUUCUUGUGUUCGCUGCUCCCCAUUAUUCCCCAGAGUACCAUCCAGCUACAGCCUUAGUGUCUCAGAGCCUCUGCCCAGACUAAGCCCUGCCUCACGGUCCCACACUACACUAGACUCCCCUCUGCGCCGCACACAAAGCCCUUCUGUGUGUGCAACAAGUGCUAGACUGCCAAGUGGAAACUGCAAUAACUUUAACUUGUGUAUAUAUUGAGCUACAGAUCUCACCACUGGCUGUAUGUGCACAACUAUAUUCUAGUUGCAUAUGUAUCUCUCAAGACAUAGCCAGAGGACUUUGAAUCAGCCGAAACCAAAUAGCAAUCUGCAAAUUUUUGUAUUGCUGUGUUGACAGAGGCUGAUGAUGCAUAUUUUUUUAAAUUGGGAGACCCUUUUUCUGCAUGAGUUCGCUUCUCCCCUGUUGUCUAUUACCAAUCACUGUUCCUAUACUUUAUAUUUUUUGUUCUAUAUUUUCCUAAAUAAGCUGAUCAUAUUUUUUGUUCCCUCUCUUGAGGUUCUUUUCCUUUUAUAGCAUGCUACAAGUCUUUUGUGCCAAUCUUGCCUGAUGCCUACAUCUGUAAUUUCCUUUUUUUGCGUGUGCCUUUUUUCCAUUUACCUGUAAUAUAUUAUUUAUUCAUCAGUUUAACUCAAUUUCCGAGCAUGUCACAUGUGACGUUUGUGCUUCCCAGGUGACCAUUCACAACAUUAGCAGGCCUCUCAGCUCAUAGCCCAGUGACAGAGGGCAGUUCUGUAGAAUUACACACCAGCAAGACGCUGCAGUCCAUACAGCCACAGACUCACAUGCAGCACCAUUGGACUGUUUGCUCACAAGGGGAAUAGCCCCCUUCAUUUUAUUUAGACAUUUCCAUCCUAAACUCAUCUGUUGACACUACAGUGCAGGAAAUAUUUCUGUGAGUUCUUGUUGUGGUGACAAAUGGACUAACAGCUCCUUGUGGGAAUUGCACAGAAUUUAGGCUACCUCUACUUUCAGCCUAUCUAUCUCACUAUCUCACAUCAGCAUCAUCAUCUGUAGUUUUAACCCAAUAUUUCAUCAGCAUGAGGAGAACAGACCUAAAUGCCUGCUUGUCCAAUACGCCCCAGUGUUACAAGGAAUCACUUUUUUUAAGUGUUGUAGCCGCACCUGUUCAGUUUAGUAUCUCAGUUAAGCCAGCAGUGUCCUUAAAGCAGAGAUCAUGUUGGUGCAUGCUUACUAAUGCUGCCAUAUGAGCAGUAGUGGUAUCCUCCCAGCAGGCGUGUGGUCAUGUACAUUUUGUAAAUGGUGCCUGAUACCUAACAAUCUCAGACCUUACACAUGAAGAAAAAUUAUGUUCUGUUUUCAUAACGCUCGUUUGCGUCUUUAGGUCUCAAAAUCUGAAUGAAAAGGAUGUAGCAGCUAAUGCUAGCACCCUUACUAAAUUGUUUUUUCCUGAUUCUGUGGCCCAUACAAUCCCGUGUCUCACUUCACUUCAGGUUUAAUUAUUAUCUCAUGUGAUUUGAGUAAGUAUCAUUAAUGAUCAUCAUAUACAAUGCUGACUGGGCAGCAUUUUUUGUUUUGGUGGUGCGGAGACGUCACAGUAUGUUGAAGUCAAAUGGAGAGGGGGGAGUGGCACAGAAUGAACUGGAUAACCUGAAUGACUGAUGGUGGUUCUCUGAAAAAGCAAUAAUACUUUUUUUUUUUUUCAUGAAAUGUAGGAAAAUAAUUCAGCAUUAGCCUCCAAAACAAGUCAUAAAUACAUGUGUAGAUAAUCAGUAUUAAACUUAGGAAUUUAUUCUUCUUUUUCUCACUUUACACAAAAAUUAAUCUCUUAAAUUGCAUCUUGCAGUGUCAUUUUAAUGUGUUCGGCUCAGAUUACAAAUUAAGAAUACUUGAACGUUGUUUCUUAGACCUGUCAUUAUGUGUUAAUGAAAGUGUAAAUUCCCCUUUAAGGUUAGAUUUAUCAUGUAUGUAAGAUGGACAUGUCCGCAAAAUGUAACUUCAUGUGUACAGACUUCAUGUAUCAUCAAAUGUAAUAUAAUGUAAUGCAGACUGUAGAUUCCCGUACACUGUUAAUGCAAAUAAUGAUAAACAUAAAAUCAAAAAGUC